Striga asiatica is the source of this 330-nucleotide messenger RNA. NCBI's taxonomy places the organism in Eukaryota, Viridiplantae, Streptophyta, Magnoliopsida, Lamiales, Orobanchaceae. The record is from the annotation of a GenBank genome assembly.
AUGGUGUACGAGGCGAACGCGAGGCUGCGGGACCCGAUCUAUGGCUGUGCUGGCGCCAUCUGUCACCUCCAGAAACAAAUCUGCGAUCUCCAAGCUGAGCUGGCAAAGGCACAGGCUGAGAUCCUCAACAUGCAGUGCCAAAACGCCAACCUGUGCGACCUAAUCUGCAAGGUACAAAUGGGCACAGCACAAAGUCCAGCAGUUGACGAAAAUAACAACAGUAAUUUGGGGGUACAAUCAGCUACUGCAUUGGCGUACACUACUCAGCAGAACUCAGCUUUUAUUGAGGAUGCUAACAUGGGAGUUUCUUGGGAGCCACUUUGGACAUAA